GCUGAAUUACACGGAUCGGGCCAUAAUAGCCUGGUGGUCCGAGUGGUCGCUGAGGACAGACAGGGUUUUUUUAAAGUGAUUGGGGUAUAAAAUCCCUGAAGCACAUAUUUGACCUUAUUUUCACCUUUCACAUCCGCUUUACACAUGGCCAAGUCUAAAUACGAAUACGUGCGCAACUUCGAGCACGAGGACCGGCUGCUGCCCUGCACGUGGCUGGUGGUGCGCAUUGACGGACAGGGCUUCACAAAGUUCACGACUAAGCAUCAGUUCACAAAGCCCAACGACGUCCGUGCGCUGAACCUGAUGAACCGCGCGGCCGAGGUGGUCAUGGGUAACAUGGUAGAAAUUGUGCUGGCAUAUGGGCAGAGCGACGAGUACAGCUUUGUGUUCUCCAAGGAGGCCAAGGCGUACGACCGCCGGGCGAGCAAGCUGAUCACGCUGUGGUCAGCAAGUUCACCUCGGCAUAUGUGUACUACUGGGCGAUUCCCGCCUGCAUUCGACUCGCGCGUGGUGAUGUACCCAGAGGACCGCAUUAUGCGCGACUACCUGAGCUGGCGCCAGGUAGAUUGCCACAUCAACAAUAUGUACAACACAUGCUUCUGGACACUCGUCAACAAGGGCAACAUGUCGCAGAAGGAGGCCGAGAAGCGCUUGAGUGGUACCCUUUCGCAAGACAAGAACGAACUGCUGUUCAGCGAGUUUGGCAUCAACUACAACGAGGAGCCCGAGAUAUUCAAAAAGGGCAGCGUGGUCAUCCGCGACAAGGAGCUUAUCGACGUAGUGGACUCAAAGGGCGUUGUCACCAAGCGAACAAAGACCAUUGUCAAGGUCGUCCACCAAGACAUCAUCAAGGAGAAAUUCUGGGACGAGCACCCGGAGAUUCUACGGGGCAAGGUCACACGCUCGGAGCGCAAGGCGCUGCUUCAGGAACAGCGCGAGGUUGAGCUUGCUGCCGAGCCCGAGGCCAGUUUGUGAGCUGUGAGCUGUGAGAUGUGAGCUGUGAGCCAGCAGCUGACAGGAUCGGUCGAAACCACAGUGCAAAGACGAACGAUGCGGGGCUAUUGGCCCAUGUAGACCCGUGUUUUUUUAGCGAGUUCCUGGUAUUUCAAUAGAUUCGAUGACGCUCUACAGGCCCAAAAGACAUGUUCGCUCGUGCAUGCGUGCGAGAAAGCGUGCAGGAUAAAACGGAUGGGGGUGAUGAUGCCAUCACGAUUGUUAUCGAUUGGCACGCGCAGUGAUGUGCUGCUGCUUGCUGCGCGAUAGAGGCAGCAAUUUGGAGCAUCUGGGGAACAUUUUGGAGCAGAAGGAUUAGGGCCGGUGUUUAUUCCCAUUCUCACCCUUUGCCAGCCAUUGUUUAUUUCCUUGGCUUUUGUGCUUGGCGUCCCUGCAGAAGAGGCUCGACUGCGACUGCGACUGCAAUUGCGAUUGCGGUUGCGGUUGCCCCCGUCGAACGGCAGUGCGCAUCAGC
Molecule: messenger RNA, 1468 nt
Organism: Kickxella alabastrina
Lineage: Eukaryota; Fungi; Kickxellomycota; Kickxellomycetes; Kickxellales; Kickxellaceae
Product: putative tRNA guanylyltransferase-like protein
Exons: 3
Coding region: 145-975 (276 amino acids)
Biological process (GO): tRNA modification
Molecular function (GO): magnesium ion binding; tRNA guanylyltransferase activity
Source: RefSeq, a predicted model, not a curated record